UGCGCGCCCGCGCAGCCAUUGGUCUGGCUACUCGGCCCCUUUUUCAAAUUGAGGCGCCGAGGCGUUUCUCGGUUUCUGGGACUUUGGGCGGAGACGAGAUUGGUGAUUUGGUGGCACUGGCUGGUGCGGGACCAACGCCACGGCCAGAGUACCGGGUGGAGAGCGGGGACGCCGAGGUGCGCGCGUCAAUCCUCCAGGCCACGCCGGUGCCCAGCACGGGCCAGGGAGACUCAGGCUCCCGUCUGCCGCCAAGCCCCUAAGCGCCCCACGGCGCCCAAGGCUGCGGCCAGGCGUUGAUUUUUUGGCAGGGACCCGUCAUGGCGUCGCAGCCAAAUUCGUCUGCGAAGAAGAAAGAGGAGAAGGGGAAGAACAUCCAGGUGGUGGUGAGAUGCAGACCGUUUAAUUUGUCAGAGCGGAAAGCUAGUGCCCAUUCAAUAGUAGAAUGUGAUCCUGUACGAAAAGAAGUUAGUGUACGAACUGGAGGAUUGGCUGACAAGAGCUCGAGGAAAACAUAUACUUUUGAUAUGGUAUUUGGAACAUCUACUAAACAGAUUGAUGUUUACCGAAGUGUUGUUUGUCCAAUUCUGGAUGAAGUUAUUAUGGGCUAUAAUUGUACUAUCUUUGCGUAUGGCCAAACUGGCACUGGAAAAACCUUUACAAUGGAAGGUGAAAGGUCACCUAAUGAAGAGUAUACCUGGGAAGAGGAUCCCUUGGCUGGUAUAAUUCCACGUACCCUUCAUCAAAUUUUUGAGAAACUUACUGAUAAUGGUACUGAGUUUUCAGUCAAAGUGUCUCUGUUGGAGAUCUAUAAUGAAGAACUUUUUGAUCUUCUUAAUCCAUCUUCUGAUGUUUCUGAGAGACUACAGAUGUUUGAUGAUCCCCGUAACAAGAGAGGAGUGAUAAUUAAAGGUUUAGAAGAAAUUACGGUACACAACAAGGAUGAAGUCUAUCAAAUUUUAGAAAAGGGGGCAGCAAAAAGGACAACUGCAGCUACUUUGAUGAAUGCAUACUCUAGUCGUUCCCACUCAGUUUUCUCUGUUACAAUACAUAUGAAAGAAACCACAAUUGAUGGAGAAGAGCUUGUUAAAAUUGGAAAGUUGAACUUGGUUGAUCUUGCAGGAAGUGAAAACAUUGGGCGUUCUGGAGCUGUUGAUAAGAGAGCUCGGGAAGCUGGAAAUAUAAAUCAAUCCUUGUUGACUUUGGGAAGGGUUAUUACUGCUCUUGUAGAAAGAACACCUCAUGUUCCUUAUCGAGAAUCUAAACUAACUAGAAUUCUCCAGGAUUCUCUUGGAGGGCGUACAAGAACUUCUAUAAUUGCAACAAUUUCUCCUGCAUCUCUCAAUCUUGAGGAAACUCUGAGUACAUUGGAGUAUGCUCAUAGAGCAAAGAACAUAUUAAAUAAGCCUGAAGUGAAUCAGAAACUCACCAAAAAAGCUCUCAUUAAGGAGUAUACGGAGGAGAUAGAGCGUUUAAAACGAGAUCUUGCUGCAACCCGCGAGAAAAAUGGAGUGUACAUUUCUGAAGAAAAUUUUAGAGUCAUGAGUGGAAAAUUAACUGUUCAAGAAGAGCAGAUUGUAGAACUGAUUGAAAAAAUUGGUGCUGUUGAGGAGGAGCUAAGUAGGGUUACAGAGUUGUUUAUGGAUAAUAAAAAUGAACUUGACCAGUGUAAAUCUGACCUGCAAAAUAAAACACAGGAACUUGAAACCACUCACAAACAUUUGCAAGAAACUAAAUUACAACUUCUUAAAGAAGAAUACAUCACAUCAGCUUUGGAAAGUACUGAGGAGAAACUUCAUGAUGCUGCCAGCAAGCUGCUUAACACAGUUGAAGAAACUACAAAAGAUGUAUCUGGUCUCCAUUCCAAACUGGAUCGUAAGAAGGCGGUUGACCAACACAAUGCAGAAGCUCAGGAUAUUUUUGGCAAAAACCUAAAUAGUCUGUUUAAUAAUAUGGAAGAAUUAAUUAAAGAUGGCAGCUUAAAACAAAAGGCCAUGCUAGAAGUACAUAAGACCUUAUUUGGUAAUCUGCUGUCUUCCAGUAUCUCUGCAUUAGAUAGCAUUACUACAGUAGCACUUGGAUCUCUCACAUCUAUUCCAGAAAAUGUGUCUACUCAUAUUUCUCAGAUUUUUAAUAUGAUACUAAAAGAACAAUCAUUAGCAGCACAAAGUAAAACUGUACUACAGGAAUUGAUUAAUGUACUCAAGAUUGAUCUUCUGAGUUCACUGGAAACGAUUUUAUCCCCCACUGUGGUGUCUAUAUUGAAAAUCAAUAGUCAACUAAAGCAUAUUUUCAAGACUUCAUUGACAGUGGCUGAUAAGAUAGAAGAUCAAAAAAAGGAACUAGAUGGCUUUCUUGGUGUAUUGCGUAACAAUCUACACGAACUACAAGAAAAUACCAUUUCUUCCUUGGUUGAAUCACAAAAGCUAUGUGGAAACCUAAGUGAAGACCUGAAUACAAUAAAGCAAACCCAUUCACAGGUAUGUUGGAAAUCUGAGGAUAUAGUCAACAAAAUGACUUUUCACAGUCAAAAAUUUUGUGCUGAUUCUGAUGGCUUGUCACAGGAACUCAGAAAUUUUAACCAAGAAAGUACAAAAUUGGUUGAAGAGUCUGUGAAAUACUCUGAUAAACUCAAAGGCAACCUGGAAAAAAUAUCUCAGGAGACUGAACAGAGAUGUGAGUCUCUGAACUCAAGAACAUUUUGUUUUUCUGAACAGUGGGUAUCUUCCUUAAAUGAAAGGGAACAGGAACUUCAGAACUUAUUGGAGGUAAUAACUUUAAUGUCCAUUAAAGGCACUACACCACAGAGGAAAAAUUAUUUAUACCCAUCAAUACUGGUGAGAACUGAACCACGUGAACAUCUCCUUGAUCAGUUGAAAAGGAAACAGCCUGAUCUGUUAAUGAUGCUAAACUGUUCAGAAAACAGCAAAGAAGAAAAAAAUCAGGAUGUGGAUAUAGAAAAGGCAGCUCUGGGGCAGUAUACUGAAGAACCUCUAAGUCAGGAGCCAUCUGUAGAUGCUGGUGUGGAUUGUUCAUCAAUCGGCGGGGUUCCAUUUUUCCAGCAUAAAAAAUCACAUGGAAAAGACAAAGAAAACAGAGGCAUUAACACACUGGAGAGGUCUAAAGUGGAAGAAACUACAGAGCACGUGGUUACAAAGAGCAGAUUACCUCUGCGAGCCCAGAUCAACCUUUAAUUCACUUGGGGGCUGGCAAUUUUAUUUUUAAAGAAAACUUAAAAAUAAAGCCUGAAACCCUAGAACUUGAGCCUUGUGUGUAGAUGUUAAAAGAAUAUAUAUAUAUAUAUCAGCUGGGCGCGGUGGCUCACGCCUGUAAUCCCAGUACUUUGGGAGGCUGAGGUGGGUGGAUUGCUUGAGCCUAGGAGUUUGAGACUGGCCUGGCCAACAUGGCAAAACCUCGUCUCUACUAAAAUACAAAAAUUGGCCGGGCGUGGUGGCGCACUCCUGUAAUCCCAGCUACUGGGGAGGCUGAGGCACAAGAAUCACUUGAACCCAGGAAGCAGAAGUUGCAGUGGGACAAGAUCGCACCACUGCACUCCAGCCUGGGCAACAGAGCAAGACUUUGUCUCAAAAACAAAAUUUAAAAAAGAUAUAAGGCAGAACUGUAAAUUUAGCUGAAUUUUGAUAUCUACCCAUUUUCUGUUAUCCCUAUAGUUCACUUUGUAUUAAGUUGGGUUUCAUUUGGGAUUUGCAAUGUAAAUAUAUAUUUCUAGCUUUUCAUAUAAAGUUCUUUCAUAACAAAUGAAAAGUAUUUUUCUUGUAUAUUAUUAAGUAGUGAAUAUAUAAGAACUGUACUGUUCUUCUAGGCUUGAGUUUACAUAGGUGAAUAUCACCAACACCUGGCCUUAGAGAAGGACCACAUCAUUUUUUUUUUUUUUUGCUAUGACUUACGUAUUUUCUUGCCUCCUUCCUAGACGUUCCUAUUUCGCUUUCUUGUUGGCUCACUUUUUCCCUUUUUAUUUUUCACCAAACCAUUUGUAGAGCUACAGAAGGUAUCCUUUCUUAUUUUUGGUAGCCAGAAUUUUACCUAGGAAUCUUUUAACAGUUUUUUAGUGGUUAUUUUUUAAAUCACUGUCAACAAUAAAUCUAACCCUAGAAGUAUCCCUUCUUUCAGUACUUUUUAUUUGUCUCCCUGAGAUGUGAAAGGGUUUCAUUCCUUUAAGAGGCCUAACAGAUUUGCCCUGACAGAGUUCACAAAACCCACUUCUCUAGAAUGUAAAUUGCUAUUAUGGGAGACUACCCAGAGAUCCGACUAAUGGCCCUGUGCCCACACUCUAAGACGUGUCUUUUGGAGAAGAUCACAAUGAUUUAAGGACUUUUUGAAACUUCCAAUUAUGUCUAAAAAUUAUAUUCUUUUGUUUACAUGAUGAAACUUUUUGUCGUUCCUUGCUUGUAUAUAAUAAAAUAUGUAUGUGUAUCUUUUUCUCAAUUUAAAUCUUAACCCUUAGAAGGGCCCUACUAUUUCUGAUCUGGCAGUCAUAUUUCUGGAAGUUGAGAUUGUUUCAGCUUGAAGAACCAGAGCACUUGGAAUAUGUACAAAGAAUAAAUUUUGUGCCCACAACGUGUUUAGUGUGUAAAUUUUAGAGACAUUUGACUUUGAUAGCUAAAUUAAACCAAACUCUAUUGAAGAAUUAGAAAAUAUGCUACAAGGAAUUAAAUUGACCUUGUAGAAUUAAUUAUCUUAAUAAAAAUAAUGGCUAUAAUUUCUCUGCAAAAUCAGAUGUCAGCAUAAGCUAUAGUUAAUAAAUUGCCCUCAGUAAAUCCAUGGUUAAUAAAUGUGGUUUCUGCAUUAA
This is a messenger RNA of Cebus imitator (Panamanian white-faced capuchin), 4807 nucleotides long. It is a transcript of the gene KIF11, whose product is annotated as kinesin family member 11. The coding region runs from base 318 to 3191 and encodes 957 amino acids. Gene Ontology annotation, molecular function: ATP binding; plus-end-directed microtubule motor activity; microtubule binding. Lineage: Eukaryota; Metazoa; Chordata; Mammalia; Primates; Cebidae. The record is from RefSeq and is a predicted model, not a curated record. Gene Ontology annotation, biological process: mitotic spindle assembly; microtubule-based movement. Gene Ontology annotation, cellular component: nucleus; spindle microtubule. The transcript is spliced from 20 exons.